UCCCGCCCUUCCGGACUGGAGGUAACAAGGAAUUCUCGUUAGUGACCCUUGUUGCUAGAGGCUAUCAACAACCUUGAUUAGAAAAUUUAUUUUUGACAGUAAUAUCAGAAGCUGAAAGUGUAAAAGGAACACUUCUGGGAAAAUACUGUGAGCAGGUUGGCAAAACUGAUUAAUUAUUAAUAUCCUUUUCCUCUCUCUUGCGGUAAAGAAGGUUGUGAAACGUGGUUUUUGCGUGUGUCACGUUUCGUGUCUAUUAUAGACUUAAAGAAUGCGUUACGUGGCAGCGUACCUGUUGGCAGCCCUGGGUGGCAAAGAUAGUCCAUCUGCCUCAGACCUGGAGAAGAUCCUCAGCUCAGUGGGUAUUGAAGCUGACGGUGAGAAGCUGAAGAUUGUAAUUGGUCAGCUGAAAGGCAAGAACAUCGAUGAAGUGAUUGCAGCAGGGCGGGAGAAGCUGGCGUCCAUGCCGGCCGCCGGAGGAGCGGCCGCCCCUGCAGCGGCGGCCAGCGGUCCGGCCGCAGCUGCAGCAGCCGCCCCCGAGAAGGAGGAAAAGAAGCCAGAGAAGAAGGAAGAGUCUGAAUCAGAAGAUGAUGACAUGGGUUUUGGUUUAUUCGAUUAAAAUGUCUAAUUUUGUUGGAUUUGCAUUUUUUUAUUUGAAUAAAAUAUGAGAAUUCAGUAAA
Molecule: messenger RNA, 677 nt
Organism: Bacillus rossius redtenbacheri
Lineage: Eukaryota; Metazoa; Arthropoda; Insecta; Phasmatodea; Bacillidae
Gene: RpLP2
Product: large ribosomal subunit protein P2
Exons: 4
Coding region: 269-616 (115 amino acids)
Biological process (GO): translation; cytoplasmic translational elongation
Cellular component (GO): ribosome; cytosolic large ribosomal subunit
Molecular function (GO): structural constituent of ribosome
Source: RefSeq, a predicted model, not a curated record